Trichoderma harzianum CBS 226.95 is the source of this 3171-nucleotide messenger RNA. RefSeq lists its product as hypothetical. Gene Ontology annotation, cellular component: nucleus; SWI/SNF complex. The transcript is spliced from 2 exons. The record is from RefSeq and is a predicted model, not a curated record. Gene Ontology annotation, biological process: regulation of transcription by RNA polymerase II. NCBI's taxonomy places the organism in Eukaryota, Fungi, Ascomycota, Sordariomycetes, Hypocreales, Hypocreaceae. Gene Ontology annotation, molecular function: transcription cis-regulatory region binding. The coding region runs from base 1 to 3171 and encodes 1056 amino acids.
AUGAGCACCUGGAUGAACGACGCAGUCCCGAACCACAAUGGCAACGGCUUCCCGCACAUGAAUGACCCCAGCGCUGCCAGUGCCAUGAUGGACCCUUCUGCCUUCAUGGCCAACCCGGGCCAGUUCAAUCCGGCCGCCCAAUUUUCCAAUCAACAGCAGAUGGCCCUGCAAAACGGCCCGAUGCGCCACGCCUCGCCCGCCGGCUACCAGGCAUCUCAGGUCUACCAGACCAAUUCUGUCAUUCCAUCAAAGCGGCCUCGGCCCCGUGAGGAUUCCAUCUCCAGCUCUCCCAGGCAGAAUCCGGGCAUGCUUCCGACGUCGCGCUCCGAAACGCCGCAGCAGCAGAGCUUCCCCGGCUUCCAGCCUGGCGCUAUGCCGCAGCAGAAUGCUGGCCAAUUCUCCCACCUCCAGACCAACGGCUCGGCUAACGCAAGCCCCUCGCCUAUCAUGGGCAACCAAAUGCGCCCAGGUAGUGUCCCUCAGAGGGUGGCGACGGCCUCGCCUCACCCGUUUUCCCCGGGCGCUCAGCAGUUUGCUUCUCAGACGUCGCCCAUCACCUCGGAACAUGGCACACCCCAGCCGAAUCCAUACAUGCAGAACAUGCCUCAAGGCUACAACCCGGCUUUCGCGCAGUCCCCAUCGAAUCCGCGCCCAUCACCAAAUCCAAAUGCGAUGGCGGGCAAUCCCAUGAUGGCCCAACAAAUGGCUCAGAUGGGACAACCCAUGGGCCAAAUGCCAGCUGGCAUGUAUGCUCAGUUGCAGCAACAGCAGCAGAUUCAACAGCAACAGCAACAGCAACACCAGCAACAGCCUCAACAACCCCAACAACAGCAACAGCGACCCCAGAACCUGACUGAAGGGCAGAAAAUGGCCGCGUAUCAGAUGCGGCUCCAACAGCAACUCCAAGGCAACAUGCAAAUGCAGGCUCAAAUGCAGGCCCAAGGCAUGGGCCGCGGAAUGAUGGCGAAGCAGCCGCAGAUGCCUGGUGUACCAAAUGGCCAGAUACCUCAAGGACCGAUGCGACCUCAACACCGACCAACUGGCAGCAUUAACGGAGAACAGUUUAUGAAGAAUUUGACCGGGCUCAUGAAUGCUAAAGGCCUUCCAUUAGAUCCAAAUCCCAUGAUUGGGGACCGGCUGGUCAAUCUGAUGAUCCUGUUCCAAGCUGUUCAGCAAAAGGGCGGUUCGAAGUCGGUGACCGUUGCCAAUGGCUGGGGCCAUGUCGCUCAGGCUAUGGGACUUCCGGCGCAGCAGCCUAACGUUCCCUUUUCGCUCAAACAAAUCUACGAGCGUAAUUUGUCCAAGUUUGAAGAAGUCUGGAUAGCCCAGCAGAAGCAGAGAAUGAUGCAGCAGCAACAAGCGAACCUUGCGAACCAACCGGUGCAACAACAGCAGCCGCAGCCGCAGCAACAACAACAACAACAACAACAGCAACAGCAACAGCAACCGCCGCCCCAGCCCCAUGUACAGCAACAUACUCCUGUGAAAUCUGGUCAACCCUCAGUCAACGGCUUCUCCACUCCUCAAACUCCACAGCAGCUUCAGCAGCCAAACGCUAUCCCUGGCCACAAUAGGAACAGCUUAUCGCGCGGCAUUGAUCCAGCUGGACCGAAUGACUUUUCAAUACCAUCGCCAGCUCACUCGCGGGCGGGAAGUAUGCUUAUGGGGCCAGCCGACGGCAGACCGGUUGGUGUCAUGAAUGCCGAGCAGCAAAUGCCACGGCCUCCCCAGAAGUCGGAUAGCUAUAAUCCUUGCGCGCGAGAGCUUUCCACGUAUGGCGGUGUCGACCUCCACGCAGCGAAUUUGUUAGGCGCAGAGCUGGAGCGGUGGAAGCCAACUGUUCCUCCAGUAAACGACCUUGGUAACAUUGAUAUAGCUGCGCUGACGCGUAGCCUGCAAAGUGGUAUACACGGAGAAGUUCGUCUUGCUCUGGACACGCUUGCGACAGUAUCCCAUUCGCCGAACCAGGCACAUUUCCUGCAGCUGCGAUACUGCGAUGACUUGGUGGAUGCGCUCAUCGAUUGUGCGGAGGAGCAGCUGGAGCUAUUAACAGAGCACACGGCAGAAGUAUCCGAUGAUAUCCAGCUCACCCCAUACGAGGAAGUUGUCAGAGCAUGCCGGAUUGAGCGAUGGGCAAUUCGGGACGUUCCCGCCUUUGGCACCGACGAAUAUGAACUUGACCGAGCCGUCGAUCGAUUAGUGUGCAUCUCAACCAUUUUACGAAACGUGUCUUUCCCGGGAGAGCAGAACGACAACCAUAAUAUACUCGCCGAUGAGUCCGUCAUCAAGUUUCUCUGCACUGCCAUUCGGUAUCUCGGCACCAGGACAAUGCUUCUCCGAACUCAUAACAAUACUCUUGACUUCAUGAAGGAUGUGGUCGUCCUCCUCUCUAAUAUUGCUAGUUCGGUCGAAAUACCCGGCCGAGAACAGGCAUUGUGUCUUUUGCAGUUCUUGCUAUCAUUUGCUCCGGUUCCCAGUCCAGUAUUGACCAAUGAUACACUUUUCUUCACCAAUUAUGACCCAAGCGUUCAUACUUACCUUCCCCAUGCGGUUGAUGCAUUGGCAAAGCUUCUUGCUCGCGACGAGCCCAAUAGAGGUCAUUACAAAAACCUUUUCGCUUUCGAUGCUGCCAACGCCACUCCGCACGAGCUUCUUACCCGGACAUUUGCACUGGCAAUCUCACCAAUUCCAGACAAAGUUCGGGAGCGCGAUCGACCGGCAAAUUUCCCCUCACUCGUUGAGGUACGGAAGCCAUACCUGAUGCAAGGCUUGUUGUCAGCAGAAAUUCUUGCGUCUUUAGCACCCGGCGCUGAGUCAAAUCUCGUCAGGAGCUGGUUGAAUGCGGGUAACGGCCUGGCGAACAAUCUGUUCCGUCUCGGUCAAGAUCUGAGUCGCACGUAUGAACAGCCACAACAAGCCUUUGGUCGUGGAGCAGGACGAACCCCGCCGAGGAAAGAUCCUGAGCUUGUCUACAUCUCUGUCCUUGCGAUUGCUUUGCUUAGGCGGUUGGUGGAAAAGUCGAGAGACCCGAAUAACCCAGCCUUUUCAGCUGCCGGAGCCUUCUUACCGACCGGGCAGGCGCUACUGGAGGCCCUAUCUAUGCAUAGCCCUGAAUGGUCGAAGGAGGGCUUAUUGCAGCAUUUGUCAACAAUCACAACUCUGGCAGGCUAA